AUCAAAAGCUUCGUUUGGUUGUUCAGAAUGGCCACCAAUAUCCAGCACUCGAAAAAACGUGUUUGCUAUUACUACGAUGGUGACAUCGGAAACUACUACUAUGGCCAGGGUCAUCCAAUGAAGCCGCAUCGUAUGCGUAUGACCCAUAACCUCAUCUUGAACUAUGGACUCUACCGUCGCAUGGAAAUCUAUCGACCCCACAAAGCCACCCAGGAAGAGAUGACCAAGUACCACAGCGACGAGUACAUCCGCUUCCUUCGUUCGAUUCGACCAGACAAUAUGAGCGAGUACAACAAGUUCAUGCAGAAAUUCAACGUGGGUGAAGAUUGCCCGGUGUUUGACGGACUUUACGAAUUCUGCCAGCUGUCGACCGGCGGUUCAGUCGCGGGCGCUGUCAAGCUCAACAAGCAGGCCACCGAUAUCGCAGUCAAUUGGUCUGGCGGACUUCAUCACGCGAAAAAGUCAGAGGCCUCUGGUUUCUGUUACGUUAACGAUAUCGUGCUCGCCAUCCUGGAACUUCUCAAGUACCAUCAGAGGGUUCUGUACAUCGAUAUCGAUGUUCAUCACGGCGACGGUGUGGAAGAAGCAUUCUACACAACCGACCGUGUCAUGACAGUAUCGUUCCACAAAUACGGGGAAUACUUCCCCGGAACUGGGGAUCUCCGCGAUAUCGGAGCUGGGAAAGGAAAGUACUACGCUGUGAACUUCCCCCUCCGCGACGGAAUCGACGACGAACAGUACACCGAAGCAGUAUUCAAGCCUCUGAUGACCAAAGUCAUGGAAAUGUACCAACCGAGCGCUGUCGUGCUCCAGUGCGGAGCGGAUUCGCUCUCGGGCGACCGCCUUGGUUGCUUUAAUCUCACGCUCAAGGGUCACGGUCGAUGCGUCGAAUUCAUGAGGAAAUUCAACGUGCCGCUCCUUCAACUCGGCGGAGGCGGCUACACCAUCCGAAACGUGUCCCGUUGUUGGACCUACGAGACAGCGGUGGCCUUAGGCGUCGAGAUCGCCAACGAGCUGCCGUACAACGAUUACUUCGAAUAUUUCGGACCCGACUUCAAACUUCAUAUCUCGCCGUCGAACAUGGCCAACCAGAAUUCACCGGAAUACGUCGACAAGAUCCGCACGAGGCUUUUCGAGAACCUCCGGAUGCUGCCUCAUGCGCCGUCGGUGCAGAUGCAAACUACACCCGAGGACGCGAUCGACACCGAUAAGGCCAAGGCCGAAGACGACGAAGCGGCUGAUUCCGGCAAGAACGAUGAGCAGCGGAUCAGCAUUCGGCACUCGGAGAAGCGAGUGGCCAAUGAAGAGGAGUUCUCCGAUUCGGAAGACGAGGGGAGCGGUCAACGGAGGGACAUGAGAACCCACAAGCCCAAACGUCACAAGAAGGGUUCUCAAGGGGGGGAUACCGAGGAUACAUCGGACGCUAAGACUGAGCCUGACACGAAAGAAGAGAAAGCCGAUGCCAAAGCUUGA
Molecule: messenger RNA, 1473 nt
Organism: Galendromus occidentalis (western predatory mite)
Lineage: Eukaryota; Metazoa; Arthropoda; Arachnida; Mesostigmata; Phytoseiidae
Gene: HDAC1
Product: histone deacetylase 1
Exons: 3
Coding region: 28-1473 (481 amino acids)
Biological process (GO): heterochromatin formation
Cellular component (GO): NuRD complex
Molecular function (GO): histone deacetylase activity
Source: RefSeq, a predicted model, not a curated record